AUGAAAAUUUUUAAAAAAUUUAUGAACUCCCCACACGUGUAAAUUUUGCAUUUUUAAGAGUUGAGUUUUAAAUUGGGAAUAAAUUAAAAGAAAAAAAAAUAAUUAAUUUAAUUUACAAAAGAUAUUAUUUAUAAUUUAAAAAUAAAAGAGGAGAUGAAUAAAAAAUUAUUAAUCUUCAUUGCCACUGUUUUAAUUGUUGGCCUUGUCUAUGCAGCUGAUGAUGAAAAGAAGAAGGUUGAAUGCCCUGUCAUUGGUAUCGAUUUGGGUACAACCUACUCUUGUGUCGGUGUCUACAAAAAGGGUUAAGUAGAAAUCAUUCCUAACGAAUUAGGUCAUAGAAUUACUCCCUCAGUCGUAGCCUUUACUGAUGAAGAAAGACUCGUCGGUGAAUCAGCUAAGAACUAAGCCGUUAACAACCCUACCAGAACUUUAUACGACGUUAAGAGACUUAUUGGUCGUAAAUACACCGAUAAGACUGUCUAAUACGACAAGAAGUUCCUUCCCUACGAAAUUAUUGAAAAGAAUGGAAAGCCUUACAUCAAGGUUGACAACGUCAGAGGUGAAACCAAGGUCUAUGCCGCCGAAGAAAUCUCUGCUAUGGUCCUCGUCAAGAUGAAGGAAAUCGCUGAAACCUUCUUGGGUACCACUGUCAAGAACGCCGUCGUUACCGUCCCCGCUUACUUCAAUGAUGCCCAAAGACAAUCUACCAAGGAUGCUGGUGCCAUCGCUGGUUUGGAUGUUUAGAGAAUUUUGAACGAACCUACCGCCGCUGCCAUCGCUUACGGUUUGGAUAAGAAGCAAGGUGAAAAGAACAUUUUGGUCUUCGAUUUGGGUGGUGGUACUUUUGAUGUCUCCAUCUUAACUAUUGAUGAAGGUGUUUUCGAAGUUAUUGCUACUUCUGGUGAUACUCACUUGGGUGGUGCUGAUUUUGAUCAAAGAGUUAUGGACUACUUCAUUAAGCUCACCAAGAAGAAACACAACAGAGAUAUUUCUGGUGACAAGAGAGCUAUCCAAAAAUUGAAAAGAGAAGUUGAAAAUGCCAAGAGAAAGCUUUCUUCUACCAUGACUGCCUAAAUCGAAAUUGAAGAUUUAGUCGAAGGUUUGGACUUCAAUGAAGAACUCACUAGAGCUAAAUUCGAAGAAUUGAACGCUGACUUAUUCAAGAAGACCAUCGGUCCCGUCCAAACUGCCUUGGAAGACUCUGGUUUCAAGAAGACUGAUAUUCACGAAAUCGUCUUAGUUGGUGGUUCUACUCGUAUCCCCAAGAUCAGAAAGCUCGUCCAAGAUUUCUUCGGUAAGGAACCUAACACUGGUAUUAACCCCGAUGAAGCCGUUGCUUACGGUGCUGCCGUCCAAGGUGGUAUCAUCUGUGGUGAAACCUUCAGUGAACCUAUCGUUAUGAUUGAUGCUACUCCCCUCUCCUUAGGUAUUGAAACCGUCGGUGGUGUUAUGUCUACCAUCAUUCCCAGAAACUCCGUCUCCCCCACCAAGAAGACUUAAACUUUCACCACCUAUCAAGAUAACCAAGAAACCGUCACUAUUCAAAUCUUUGAAGGUGAAAGACCUAUGACCAAGGACAAUCACUUGUUGGGUAAGUUUGAUCUCACUGGUAUCCCUGCUGCUCCCAGAGGUCAACCCCAAAUUGAAGUUACCUUCGAAGUCGAUGUCAACGGUAUCUUACAAGUUAGCGCUGUUGAAAAAUCCGCUGGUGUCAAGAACCAAGUUACUAUUACCAACGACUCUAGUAGACUUUCUAAGGAAGAAAUCGAAAAAAUGCUUGAUGAUGCCAAGAAAUUCGAAGCUCAAGAUAAGGUCGCCAAGGAAAGAAUCGACGCUAAGAACUCUUUGGAUUCUUACGUCCACUCUAUGAGAAACACCGUUGAAGACGAAGCUAAGCUCGCCAACAAAAUUAAUGAAGAUGACAAGAAAACCAUUAAGGACGCUCUUAAAGAAACUUAAGACUGGCUCUCCGCUAACCCUGAAGCUGAUAAAGAAGAAUAUGAAGAAAGAAAGACCAAACUUGAAGGUAUCUGUAACCCUAUUAUUAGUAAGGCUCACCAAUAAGCUGGUGGUUCCUCCCACGCUGAUGAAGAUGUUAAUGUCGAUCUUUGA
Messenger RNA from Tetrahymena thermophila SB210, 2112 nucleotides. Its product is annotated as heat shock-binding protein 70, ER luminal protein. Gene Ontology annotation, molecular function: misfolded protein binding; heat shock protein binding; ATP-dependent protein folding chaperone. The transcript is spliced from 5 exons. The record is from RefSeq and is a predicted model, not a curated record. Lineage: Eukaryota; Ciliophora; Oligohymenophorea; Hymenostomatida; Tetrahymenidae. Gene Ontology annotation, cellular component: membrane; endoplasmic reticulum lumen; cytoplasm. Gene Ontology annotation, biological process: endoplasmic reticulum unfolded protein response; protein refolding; cellular response to unfolded protein.